Messenger RNA from Spirodela intermedia, 668 nucleotides. The record is from the annotation of a GenBank genome assembly. Lineage: Eukaryota; Viridiplantae; Streptophyta; Magnoliopsida; Alismatales; Araceae.
AUGAUUCAUCUUGAUCCAGAUGGAGGUUAUUGUGAAGAACCAUAGUUGAGAACUAGUAGACCCACCAAUUGGAUGCCAACCUAUAGGCCUUAAGUGGGUUUACAUGGUGAAGAGAAUUCUCAAUGAAGAUACUCUAAGGCACAAAGUAUGUCUAGUAGACAAAGGGUAUGUCCAAAAACUAGGGGUUGAUUCUAAUGAAGUUUUUGUCCCUAUUGCAAGGAUGGAGACCAUUCAAGUUGAUGACCCUAGUAUCACAAACAAGCUGGAGAUUGCAUCAUCUGGAUGUAAAGUCUGUCUUAUUGAAUGGAGAACUAGAAGAAGAAGUCUACGUGAGAUAAUCAGAUGGCUUCAUUCAAAAGGGAAAGGACCAUUUAGUCUUGAGAUUGAAGAAAGCCUUGUAUGGGCUAAGGGAAGCACCAAGGACUUAGAAUGUCAAGUUGGACAAGAAUAUUAUGUCACCUGGCUUCAAAAGAAGCUUACAAUACCAUGUAGUCUAUGUGAAAUAUUUCACUAACUAUAUCCUACUUGUAGGUGUUUAUGUUGAUGACUUAAUUGUGACAGGGUCAAAGGACCAUCACAUUAAACAAUUUAAGGGGGAGAUGAUGAAGAAAUUUGAGAUGAGUGAUCUAGGCUUACUCAACUCAUAUCUUGAUAUAGAAGUAUAUUAG